UUCUCGUUUGCUAAGUCAAACGACACCGCUGGUUCUGCUCACACUGCCCUACCCUGUGCUCUGACCUCUUUCUCCCCUCUCUCUCCAGAUGAAAUCUCGCGUCUUGUGACGGCCGGCCGCCCAACAACCUGCCCGCUCGACCCUAUCCCCUCCUCUCUUCUCCAGACCAUUUCCGGAAACCUUCUCCCUUACCUCACCUCGCUCAUCAACUCAUCCCUGACCGCUGGCUACGUCCCUUCCGUCUUCAAGAGAGCGAGAGUUGCACCCCUUCUGAAAAAACCUACACUCGAUCCCUCCGAUGUCAACAACUACAGACCAGUAUCCCUUCUUUCUUUUCUCUCCAAAACUCUUGAACGUGCCGUCCUUGGCCAGCUCUCCCGCUAUCUCUCUCAGAAUGACCUUCUUGAUCCAAAUCAGUCAGGUUUCAACACUAGUCAUUCAACUGAGACUGCUCUUCUCUGUAUCACGGAGGCGCUCCGCACUGCUAAAGCUAACUCUCUCUCCUCUGCUCUCAUCCUUCUAGACCUAUCGGCUGCCUUCGAUACUGUGAACCAUCAGAUCCUCCUCUCCACCCUCUCCGAGUUGGGCAUCUCCGGCGCGGCCCACGCUUGGAUUGCGUCCUACCUGACAGGUCGCUCCUACCAGGUGGCGAAUCGCAUCUCUGCAUGUCUGGCAGACAUAUCAGUGUGGAUGACGGAUCACCACCUCAAGCUGAACCUCGGCAAGACGGAGCUGCUCUUCCUCCCGGGGAAGGACUGCCCGUUCCAUGAUCUCGCCAUCACGGUUGACAACUCCAUUGUGUCCUCCUCCCAGAGCGCUAAGAACAUUGGCGUGAUCCUGGACAACACCCUGUCGUUCUCAACUAACAUCAAGGCGGUGGCCCGUUCCUGUAGGUUCAUGCUCUACAACAUCCGCAGAGUACGACCCUGCCUCACACAGGAAGCGGCGCAGGUCCUAAUCCAGGCACUUGUCAUCUCCCGUCUGGAUUACUGCAACUCGCUGUUGGCUGGGCUCCCUGCCUGUGCCAUUAAACCCCUACAACUCAUCCAGAAUGCCGCAGCCCGUCUGGUGUUCAACCUUCACAAGUUCUCUCACGUCACCCCGCUCCUCCGCUCUCUCCACUGGCUUCCAGUUGAAGCUCGCAUCCGCUACAAGACCAUGGUGCUUGCCUACGGAGCUGUGAGGGGAACGGCACCUCAGUACCUCCAGGCUCUGAUCAGGCCCUACACCCAAACAAGGGCACUGCGUUCAUCCACCUCUGGCCUGCUCGCCUCCCUACCACUGAGGAAGUACAGUUCCCGCUCAGCCCAGUCAAAACUGUUCGCUGCUCUGGCUCCCCAAUGGUGGAACACACUCCCUCACGACGCCAGGACAGCGGAGUCAAUCACCACCUUCCGGAGACACCUGAAACCCCACCUCUUUAAGGAAUACCUAGGAUAGGAUAAA
Oncorhynchus keta (chum salmon) is the source of this 1446-nucleotide messenger RNA. RefSeq lists its product as uncharacterized. Lineage: Eukaryota; Metazoa; Chordata; Actinopteri; Salmoniformes; Salmonidae. The transcript is spliced from 2 exons. Bases 691 to 1440 code for a protein of 249 amino acids. The record is from RefSeq and is a predicted model, not a curated record.